AUGGUCAUAGUGAUCAGCAUUCUUAAAUUGGCUCUCUUUAUGUUGGUUCUGGUUCUCCAUCCCAGUAGCGAAGGCCAGUUAGUCCCUCUGGUACCAGUUACCCCUUUUGCCCCUCGCCCCCUCUGCAAUUUCCAAAUGGCCCUUGCCAAUCAGGCGUGUGCAUAUCUGCCAUUCGUACAAGUCCCUCCUCAAGCACCUCGGGCUCCAAUGGCUCCUCCCCCACCUUCAUCUGAUGAGGACGGGGAGGAUCACAGGCAUGGACGUCGUCAUAGACAUGACCAUGACCAUGAUGAUGAUAAUGAUAACGAGCAUGACCAUCAACACGACCACAAGCGUGGACAUGGGCAUAAACACCAUCAUCAUCAUAGGCAUCAUCGGCAUAGAGAUACGCCAAUAGAACAGCAAUGUUGUAAGUGGCUGUCUCAGGUUGAUGAUCAGUGUGUUUGUGAGCUGCUUGUUCGAUUGCCCCCUUUUCUUGCUAGACCCGUUCAUAGGUAUUCUGUAUUAGUUGGUGGAUCUUGCAACAUCACUUAUUCAUGCGGAAGUCGAUUAAGGGUCUAA
This is a messenger RNA of Cynara cardunculus var. scolymus (artichoke), 561 nucleotides long. RefSeq names its product polyadenylate-binding protein 1-B-like. The transcript has a single exon. NCBI's taxonomy places the organism in Eukaryota, Viridiplantae, Streptophyta, Magnoliopsida, Asterales, Asteraceae. Bases 1 to 561 code for a protein of 186 amino acids. The record is from RefSeq and is a predicted model, not a curated record.